Messenger RNA from Pelecanus crispus (Dalmatian pelican), 1996 nucleotides. Lineage: Eukaryota; Metazoa; Chordata; Aves; Pelecaniformes; Pelecanidae. The record is from RefSeq and is a predicted model, not a curated record.
UGAUUUACUUCAAAUGGCUGAGAAAACAGCCGGAGCCCUGCAGGAUCUCCCCGGCUCUUCUCCUGAUGAAAAUGAAUUUCCUUUCGGAUAUCCCACUAACAUUUGUGAAGAUGCGCCUGAUCAGAAGUACCUGUGCAGCAACUGCAAUAACGUUCUGAAGAAAGCCCUGCAAACGCUCUGUGGGCAUAGGUACUGCUCAGCCUGCCUCUCCUGGAUUGUACGGAACAAUAAAAAUGCUAUUUGCCAGAAAUGUAAAGACGAAGAUCCCAGCACUUUAAGUGAGGGAAGCCUAUUGGCAGAAGAAAAGGCUUUCGGUGAUGCUGCUAUUAAUAAAGAGAUUUCUGAACUCAAAGUACACUGUGUGACCCUUGGAUGCAGUUGGUCUGGUAUCAUGAAAAAUUUUGAAGAGCACCAGAGUUUAUGUGAAUAUGCUUUAAUCCCUUGUCACACCGGUUGCGGACACGUGGUGAUGAGAAAGAAACUUGCAGAUCAUUUGGAAAAUGGAUGUGUUAAUAACGUGAUGAUGUGUCAGAAGUGUAAGCAGAGCUUAUCCAGUAGUGAAUACCAAGGAAGCAAAGAGAAGAUAAAGGAGCAUGAAAAAACUGCGGUUGGGACCCACAUGCUGCUUCUGCUGCAGCACAUAAAGCAACUGAAGGCAAACUUGUGCACUGCUGCCAAAGCUGCAAAUGGUUCCAUCCCCCAGUCAGAGCUGAAUGUGAAUAGUGCAGGAAAAAGCAUCUCUCAUCUGCAGAUCCCAGGGGGGCUGGGAAUCAAUGGGGAUCUGGAAGUAGACUGUAUUUCUGGAUGUUCUGUUUCUGAAGAUGAAUCUGUUCUGCAACAACUUGUGAGGGAGAAGGUGAUUUCUGAGCUAGAAAAUAAGCUACAUGUGUUUGAGAAUAUUGUGGCAGUGCUCAAUAAAGAGGUGGAGACCUCUAACUUGGAAAUCACAGCCUUUCGGAGACAGAGUGAACUUGAUCAAAAUAUAAUACGAGGCCUUGAACUGAAGAUUGCAGAGUUGCACCGGUGCCUGACGCAGAAGGAUGCAGGCCUGAGCAGUCUUCAUAAGAGCCUUCUCUUCUCUGAGCAAGCUUCCUAUGAUGGGGUCUUUCUGUGGAAAAUAACAGACGUUGGCAGGAAGUUACAAGACUCUGUGACUGGAAGAGCAGUCAGUUUGUAUUCACCAGCUUUCUACACUGCGAAGUAUGGCUACAAGGUCUGCCUGAGGGUUUAUCUGAACGGGGAUGGGACAGGAAAAGGAACCCACGUGUCCCUGUUCUUUGUCGUCAUGAGAGGAGACUACGAUGCUCUGCUCCCGUGGCCUUUCAGACACAAGGUUACGUUUAUGUUGCUUGACCAAAAUAAUAGGGAACAUAUUAUUGAUGCAUUUCGGCCAGACUUGACUUCUGCUUCCUUUCAGAGACCAGUGAAUGAUAUGAAUGUUGCAAGUGGCUGUCCCAUGUUCCUCCCUUUGUCCAAACUACAGUCACCUAAAUAUGCCUACGUGAAAGAAGACACGCUUUUCCUUAAAUGCAUUAUAGAAACAAAUUACCAGGAUUUCACCGACGGCGGGAGCCCGGUGUCGCUCCAGGCGGGAGGUCAAAUCUCCCAGAAGCAGCACAAGCUGCAGGGAAGCAGAAGCAUCCAAACUGGCCGAAUGAAUACCCCGGAGAGAGGAUGCGAUGCACCGGGGCUCCGUGCGUCCCGGUGUGACCGAUACCCGUCCGUGCCUGACCUGCCCGGCGCGUCCCUUCUGCAGGGGGAGCAGGGGGAGCCCAUGUGGCCCUCGCCGCAGCGUCCUCCUCAGGGGACGGGGGUGAAGAAGGGACCCGCUGGGGAAAUCCCUGAAGUAAACCGUGAGGAAAAGCUGCGAGGCCGCGGAGUUUGCGGGACCCUGGUGCUCAUCGUGCCGCAGCGCAGGGCUGGGGCGGAGGUGCCUCUGACCGCUUCCGUAUGGAAUCACUGGAGGAGCAUCGCGCCGAGCCAGCUUUUGGGAUGA